AUGAAUCUUUCAAGACAGCUUGAGUUCACUCCGAGAUUUUCAUCCUUCUUCAAGUUCUAUUUGGGACAUAUCAGCUCUAACACUUUGCAAAUUCCCACAGGUUUUGUUGCACAAAUGAGAGGACUCGUACCGAAAAAAUGUAUCUUGAGAAAUGAUCGAGGAAAAUGCUGGAGGAUCAAUGUUGGAAUGGUGGGACAAGACAUGUUUUUCACAAAGGGAUGGUCAGUAUUUGUCUUAGAGAACUCACUUGAAGAUGGUCAUUUACUAGUUUUUUACUAUGACGGGGAAAUGACUUUCAACUUUACGCAUUACGAUCAUUCGGCAUGUGAGGUCGAAGAAGAAGAAGAAGAAGAGUCUAAGUCUAAGGGGGGGUUUGGGCAAGACAAGCUCGAGGAAGAAGAAGAAAUUACUCCGGAAAAUCCCUUUUUCGUGACGAAACUUCAAAGAAAGAAACCAAAUGGACUGCAUGUUCCUGCUGAUAUGAUGAGAAACUAUGGCAUUAAGCUUCCUUCGACUGUUUUGAUGAUCGAUCAAGAAGGGAGGCAAAUCUAUACGGAGGUGGUGACGUGGACGGAUGGGAGGACGAGGAUCGUGGAGGGAUGGAAGUUAUUUGUGAGGAACAACAACCUUAGCGAAGAAGACAGGUGCAUCUGUGAGAUCGUAGUCAACGAUGAUGAACCACCGCAACUAAAAGUUAAUCUAUCAUUUGAGAAUCAGGAUUCAGAAAAGCAAAUAGUUGCAUAUAUUGAAUCGACGACGCAAAUGGAAGUUAAAAAUAGGAGGGUUAAACUAAAGAAAAUAAAAGUCAAUGCAUCAAGUACGCCCUCGACACCCUUGGACAUACUGACGACAUCUGCUAAUGAAGAACUUAAUGAGAAACGUGUUAAGAAAAGAAGAAAGACUCGUGAACCUGAUGUUGAUUUUAAGACCCGAACCUCGCCAUUGGGCCUUCACUACCUGGUGAAGAAUUUAUUCGAAGAACAAAAGGAUGUUGUGAGGGACAUAGGAUUUGGUUCACUUCUUUCAUUGGACAUAUCGAAAUGCCCAAUGGAAUUCUCCUAG
This is a messenger RNA of Impatiens glandulifera, 1062 nucleotides long. Its product is annotated as B3 domain-containing protein REM20-like. The transcript has 6 exons. Bases 1 to 1062 code for a protein of 353 amino acids. NCBI's taxonomy places the organism in Eukaryota, Viridiplantae, Streptophyta, Magnoliopsida, Ericales, Balsaminaceae. Gene Ontology annotation, molecular function: DNA binding. The record is from RefSeq and is a predicted model, not a curated record.